AUUUUUUAUACGCGCACCCACCGCCAAGGUCAGGCCGCCAGCCGCAAGGAAAGAGCAAGACGAAACCUGAUAAACGCCCCCGAUAUAAGUAGUCGGGGGGAGGCGGGGGCCGUGACCAGAUCGUCAGCAAGAAGCAUCAGCACCACCAGCCAUGGCGACGCAGGCCGCCUUCGCGGUGAGGUUCCCGCAGCUGGCGCGGCCCAGCAGGGGGCAGGGACAGCCGGCGGCGGCGGCGGCGCGGGUCGCGGUGAGGGGCGGCGGCAGGGCCGCGGCGGCGGCGGCGCGCGGGGUGCGGUGCCGGGCCGGCGGCCUGAUCGAGCCGGACGGGGGCAGGCUGGUGGAGCUGGUGGCGCCCGAGGAGGGCGGGCGGCGGGCGGCGCUGCGGCGGGAGGCGGCGGCGCUGCCGCACCGGGUGCGCCUGGGCCGCGUGGACACCGAGUGGCUGCACGUGCUCAGCGAGGGCUGGGCCAGCCCGCUGCGCGGCUUCAUGCGCGAGACCGAGUUCCUCCAAGCACUUCAUUUCAACGCCGUCCGCGGCGCCGAUGGCAGCCUCGUCAACAUGUCCGUGCCCAUCGUCCUCGCCCUCGACGACGCCCAGCGCCGCGCCAUCCAGGCCUCCGCCGCCACCAGCGUCGCGCUCGUCGACGCCCACGACCGCCCCGUCGCCGUCCUCCGCGAUAUUGAGAUCUACAAGCAUAACAAGGAAGAAAGAAUUGCACGGACUUGGGGAACAGCUGCACGUGGACUGCCGUACGUAGAGGAGGCGAUUACAAAUGCUGGUGAUUGGUUGAUUGGUGGAGACCUGGAGGUUAUAGAACCAAUCAAGUAUAAUGAUGGCCUGGAUCAGUAUCGUUUGUCUCCAGCACAGCUGCGUGAAGAAUUUGCCAGGCGCAAUGCAGAUGCAGUGUUUGCUUUUCAACUUCGUAACCCUGUGCACAAUGGGCAUGCGUUGCUCAUGACUGAUACACGGAGGCGUCUUCUUGAGAUGGGCUACAAAAACCCUGUUCUUCUUCUCCAUCCACUGGGAGGAUUCACAAAAGCAGAUGACGUGCCUCUUAGUGUGAGAAUGAAGCAGCAUGAGAAGGUUCUUGAGGAAGGUGUCCUAAACCCAGAAUCAACUGUGGUUGCAAUCUUCCCCUCUCCAAUGCACUAUGCUGGGCCAACUGAGGUGCAGUGGCAUGCUAAGGCUCGUAUAAAUGCUGGUGCAAACUUCUAUAUUGUCGGAAGAGACCCUGCUGGUAUGGGCCACCCGACCGAAAAGAGGGACCUUUAUGAUGCUGAUCAUGGGAAAAAAGUACUGAGCAUGGCUCCUGGGCUUGAGAGGCUCAAUAUCCUUCCUUUCAAGGUGGCUGCAUACGACACAAAGCAUAACAAGAUGAAUUUCUUCGACCCAUCAAGGAAAGAGGACUUCCUGUUCAUCUCUGGCACAAAGAUGCGCAGCCUUGCCAAGAAUCGCGAGAGCCCACCCGACGGUUUUAUGUGCCCGGGUGGCUGGAAGGUCCUCGUCGAGUACUACGACAGCUUGGCGCCUCCAGAAGGCAGCAGCAAACUGCGAGAGGCGGUUGCGGCUUAGAAGCUGAAAGACGCCUCGGAUAAGUAGUACCGAUGUAUCUCGUGUCAUGAACCAAUGAUAUAUGAUUGUAUAUUGGUGGUAAGAAUCGACAUUUGGGCAUGAACCCCAGCACUCCCCGUGUGGUUUGUACUGCAUACUAGUAUCUGCUAGCAGUGUUACCCCCGGAGCCCAUCAUGUGCUUGUGGUGCCAAUAAGGAUGGGUUUUGUAUCCUCUUUGCCAGAUCUGUACAUAACUACAUAUACAAUAUUGUGGUAAUUUAUCUAGUGCUUGAUGUGUUUGCUAA
Hordeum vulgare subsp. vulgare (domesticated barley) is the source of this 1857-nucleotide messenger RNA. Its product is annotated as ATP-sulfurylase 3, chloroplastic-like. Lineage: Eukaryota; Viridiplantae; Streptophyta; Magnoliopsida; Poales; Poaceae. Gene Ontology annotation, molecular function: adenylylsulfate kinase activity; sulfate adenylyltransferase (ATP) activity. Bases 152 to 1573 code for a protein of 473 amino acids. The transcript is spliced from 5 exons. The record is from RefSeq and is a predicted model, not a curated record. Gene Ontology annotation, biological process: sulfate assimilation.